CAAACAGCGAAUAGCCAUUGACAGACAAGUAUCAAAAUUGAAAUCGAGAUCGAUUACAAACACAACACAUUGCAAAAAAAACAAAGACAAGAAAAUGCCCGAUUUCAGACUCGGGCAGCGAGUCCACUCAGCGGGCGAUCCCCGUCGAAUUGGGACUGUCAGGUACUUGGGGCCUGUCCAAGGCUAUUCGGGCACAUGGGUCGGAGUCGAUUGGGACAGCGGAGAGGGCAAGCACGAUGGCUCCAUCAACGGGGUUCGUUACUUCCAGGCAACCUCCGAACGAUCCGGGUCCUUUGUUCGGUCCCAGAAUCUCAGCUCUGGCAUUACGUUGCUGCAAGCUAUCCAGCUCCGAUACCGAGGUGACACCACUCAAGAAGAAGAGGAUGAAAUGUAUGUCCUUUCAUCGAGCAACAAGCGUGUCAAUGUUCAACUUGUUGGAAAAGACAAAAUUCAAGACAAGCUAAGUCGAUUAGAGGAGUUGACGAGUGCAUCUGUAUCUUUUCUGGGUGUUAGCUCUCCUGGAGACCCGUGUGAUAUUCGUACUAAUGUUCCAAAUUUGAAGGAGCUUGACUUGACUGGAAAUCUAAUUUCAGAUUGGAAGGAUGUUAGCACGAUCUGUGAACAGUUGCCAGAUCUUUUUGCCCUCAAUUUAUCUUACAAUUCAAUGGCACAAGAUAUUGUUGGGUUGCCACAUUUAAAAUGUAUUCGCAUUUUAGUGUUAAACAACAUUGGCAUAAACUGGACCCAGGUUGAAAUACUUAAACACUCUUUGCCAGAAAUUGAAGAACUACAUCUUAUGGGGAAUAAAAUAAGCACCAUAGAGCCUGCAUCAUCUUAUGCAGUUCAAGGAUUUGAUCACUUGCGGCUUCUGAAUCUGGAAGACAACUGUAUAGCUGAUUGGAACGAAAUCUUGAAACUUUCCCAUCUAAAAUGCUUGGAGCAGCUUCAUUUGAGCAAUAACAAUUUGAACCGAGUCUUUUAUCCUGAUGAUGGCUUGAUGCAUGAACUGCUAAAUGGUUAUGAAUCACCCGACAAAAACCAUAAGCCAUUUCAAAAUUUGCGUUGCCUUCUUCUUGGAGGCAACAAUAUUGAGGAUCUUGCUUCUGUUGACUCGCUAAACUCAUUCCCACAACUAGUGGAUAUCAGGCUCUCUGACAAUCCAGUGGCCGAUCCUGGACAAGAUGGUAUCCCAAGAUUUGUUUUGGUCGCCCGUUUAGCUAAAGUUGAAAUGCUGAAUGGGAGUGAGGUAAGUCCUCGUGAAAGAAAAGAGUCAGAGAUUCGGUAUGUUCGAUUAGUUAUGUCAAAAAUGCAAGGAAAUACCAAAGAUAUCCAGUGGCUUCAUCCCAGGUUUGUGGAGCUUAAGGUUUUUCAUGGAAUUGAGGAUGAAAAGCCACUGGUUGGAACAGCAGGCCCUCAGAAAAUGUCUUCAGGACUUCUGUCUAUUACUCUCAAAUGUGUGGGAGCAUCUAUUGGUGAGAAACCAUCAUUGGUGAAGAAACUGCCAGGCGCCACAACAGUUGGAAAGUUGAAAGUUCUUUGUGAAAGCUUUUUCAGGCUGAAGUCUAUCAAGCUGAAAUUGUUUCUUGAAGAAAAGGGUUCUCCUCUGCCAUUAUUGCUUGAUGAUGAAAUGGCAACUUUGACGGACCUUGGGAUUGGAAAUGAAUCAACCAUUCUUGUAGAUGAAGAGAGUUAAGAGAAGUAUCUGCAGCGAAACUCCUUAUGUUUUUGUGAUCUAUAAAUCCCACACCAGUUGGGAUAUGACCUGUUGCAAAUUUAAGAUUUUCAAGCCGCAUCUGCUCAACGGCCAAGAUCAAAUUUUGGGCUUUGCAGAAGCAAGAUAGUUACUGCCAGUGUGUUAUUUGAAGCAUUUUAAAACUAUCUACUGCCGCUGUCACUCCAUGAAACAGUUAUGCAGGCUGUAAGUGACUUGAUUUGAGUUUUACAAUUGGUUUUUGUUUAAGAUAACUGAAUCGAUAAUUAUUCAAAUCGCCCAGAUAUCUGAGUAACAUUGGCGAUCUGCUCUGUAACGUUGCCUAUGUUGCUUACCGACACUACUUCGUGGACCCAAAUAUUUUGGAAUAUUAGUUUCUCUGUUGGUCU
Messenger RNA from Pyrus x bretschneideri (Chinese white pear), 2100 nucleotides. Its product is annotated as tubulin-folding cofactor E. The transcript has 16 exons. The record is from RefSeq and is a predicted model, not a curated record. Gene Ontology annotation, biological process: protein folding. Gene Ontology annotation, molecular function: alpha-tubulin binding. NCBI's taxonomy places the organism in Eukaryota, Viridiplantae, Streptophyta, Magnoliopsida, Rosales, Rosaceae. Bases 95 to 1693 code for a protein of 532 amino acids.